This is a messenger RNA of Megalobrama amblycephala (Wuchang bream), 7414 nucleotides long. RefSeq names its product NACHT, LRR and PYD domains-containing protein 12-like. Gene Ontology annotation, molecular function: protein binding. The transcript is spliced from 18 exons. The record is from RefSeq and is a predicted model, not a curated record. Lineage: Eukaryota; Metazoa; Chordata; Actinopteri; Cypriniformes; Xenocyprididae. The coding region runs from base 2345 to 6157 and encodes 1270 amino acids.
GGGAAGGUUUUAGUGUUGGGUACUCAAGCUCAGACUCGAGUCCAAUUUUUAAUGGACUUGCACUUGUCACGGAUUUGGAUGCAUUUUUACUCGGACUCGAACCUUUGGGACUUGAAAAAUAUUGUACAAAUGAGUCCAGCACUGUCUGUGAAAUUCGCUCGGGACAGAUGAUGGAAAUGUCACUGGCCCGGUUUCAAACAAACUAUUAAAAGUCACUGGACUACAUAAAAACAAGUUGACAAGACUUUGCAGUAUUCAUCCAAACACUGUGAUCAGUUGUAAAAACACAGGAAGUAACUCUGGCAAAUAUACAACUACUACAAUCACGUGAUCAGUACGCAAGUACAAGUCACAUGACUUAAGUUAACCACAUAGUAUGCUUGCCAGUGUAGAUGGUAUUUCUCACCACUUAGGGUGGUACCGCUCCUCCUCCCGAGGUGGAGCACUCUGGCCUUUCCAUGCAGUUCCGUGGCAUCAUUUCUAAGAUAGCAUUAUAUACGUGGGACAGAUGAUGUCUCAAACCCCCUCCUCUAUUCAAUGAGGUACUCUCCACCUUCACAUGAAUCACCUCCUUUAUGCCUUGUUCAAACCACCUGACUUCUCUGUCCAGAAUCCUCACCUCAUGGUCAUGUAAGCUGUUUCUUUUGUUGUAGGUACAUGUAAACUGCUGAGUCCUGCCCCGAAGAUCUAGCUCGUCUAUGCUCAGCCAUGUGUCGAUGAAGUGGCUGUUUUGUUUCCCCAAUAUACAGAUCCUCACAUUCGUCACUGCACUUAACUUCAUACACAAUAUUACUCCUCUGAUGUUUAGGAAUCCGGUCCUUUGGAUGAACCAAACAAUGUCUCAGUGUAGUCCUUGGUUUAAAAUACACAGGAAUGUUGUCUGGAGAAAAUCUUUCUGAACUUCUCAGAUACUCCAGCCACAUACAGAAUAACCACAUGGUUUUUUUGGACCAAACCUUUUCCCUUGAUUGUUUUUUGAUCUUCCUUUUCCGUCUUGUAUAGGUUUUUAAUAAAUGCCCAAUCUGGAUAACCGCAGUUCUUCAGUGCAUGCUUAAUGUAGUUACUCUCUUGUUCUCUGGCCUCAAGAAAUAUGGGUAUACUCUCCGCUCAAUGUUGUAAGGUGCAAAUCACACCCAGUUUUUGUUCCAAGGGGUGGUGUGAAUCGAGCAUAAGAUACUGGUCUUUUUGGGUACAGCAUGUACUGGGCACCACGUGUACUGGCCCGAUUGUUUCAGUACCACAUCGUCAUGAAAAUCUAUUAUAUGAAUGUGUUUUUAAUUGUUGUCAGUAUAAAAGUUUAAGUAAUUUUAACCCUUGUGCAUCCGUAAAAAAAAAAAAUUACACAUAGGUGGAUAGUGGACAAAAAUGUCCAUGUCAAAAAAGUCAUAAUUUGAAUCUUGGGAGCACUGACUUAAGUUUGGUCUCAAUUUUAAGAAGACCCUUGGCAGAUUAUUGUUGAAGUAAAAAAGUGAAAUAAAAAAAAAGUUAGAGAUGUUUAAGUUUAUAAAAAAAGUGAUUUAUGGACAUUAUUUUAUAUAAAAAAUAUAUUUUUUUAUUCAAACAUUUUGAGCUCUAAAACUGCUAGAAAAACAAAGCCAUAAAUCUAAACAAGUUGUGUUAUAAAUUUUAGGUUAAUAUCUCAAAUAAAUGUGCUUUCAGUAAAAUUUUGUUUGGGCGCAUUGCCAAACUUUCCCCAUUAGAUGCCAACAAAACUGCACUGGUGAACACACCGGUUGAAUUUGUGAUUUGCAGUAGAGUUUUUCUCUCUCAAAUUUUACAAGCACACACACAAUUUUUUUUAUUACAUGCAUACAAACCACACUCUGACAUCCACACCAACACACCAAUAUAUCCAAUUGGCUCUAUAAUAUACAUAAGCAGAAAACAGGAAUAAAGCGAGUAUUUGCUUUAUAGUCCAUACCUGAGCAAAUGACACCAUCUGGUAAAAAAUAGUAAAAAUUAAAAUUUUGAAGCCUUGCCAACAGAAUGAAAACCUAUUAACAAAGAUAGGAACUAUUUUAUGCACCUAGUACAAAAAAAAUAAAAAAAUAAAAACAAAUAAGGAAGUGGGGUGAAAUCGUAAAAUUCCAAAAAAAAAUAAAAAAUACACACCUGUGCCAAAAGAUAUGCAGUUGGCAUUAACACAAGCAACAAGAUAAAAAAACACAACUGAUAAAGACAAAAAUAUCCAUAAGGAUGCACAAAGGUUAAAUUGUUAAAGCGCAAUAAGACGCGAAAGAGAACUGAAUUUGGUACUUGCACGCUGAUGCUUUAUUACAUUAUGAGGUGCUACAGUGGUUCCUAUCAUAAAGAAUGAACACAUUAAUCUAAAGGAUUAAACUAAAUGUGUUAUCUUUUACAGUUCAGUCCAACAGAAGAGCCCAAACCAGAGUCCAGCUGUGUGUCUAUGAGGAGUAACUGGUCUAUGGAUACGCCAGAAAAGUUUAGGAGUGAAGACAAACAGCCUGAUCUCAGUUCAGUCCAACAGAAGAGCCCAAACCCAGAGUCCAGCUGUGUGUCUAUGAGGAGUAACUGGUCUAUGGAUACGCCAGAAAAGUUUAGGAGUGAAGACAAACAGCCUGAUCUCAGUUCAGUCCAACAGAAGAGCCCAAACCCAGAGUCCAGCUGUGUGUCUAUGAGGAGUGACUGGUCUAUGGAUACGCCAGAAAAGUUUAGGAGUGAAGACAAACAGCCUGAUCUCGGUUCAGUCCAACAGAAGAGCCCAAUGAAAAGUGACUGCUCUAUGGACACGCCAGAAAAGUUUAAGAGUGGAAACAAACCUAAUCUCAGGUUUGAGGAAAAGAGCUCACACCCAGAGUUCAGCUGUGUGUCUUUGAAGAGUGACAAAUCUAUGGCGUCACCAAGGAAUUUUAAGAGUGGAGACCAACGGCCUGAUCUCAGGAUUGAGGAAAAGAGCUCACACCCAGAGUUCAGCUGUGUGUCUAUGAAAAGUGACAAAUCUAUGGCUUCACCAAGGAAUUUUAAGAGUGGAGACCAACGGCCUGAUCUCAGUUCAGUCCAGCAGAAGAGCUCAAACCCAGAGUCCAGCUGUGUGUCAAUGAAGAGUAACAGAUCUAUGGAUUCGUCAGAAAAUUGUCGGAGCAGAAACACACGGCGUAAACUUGGGUUUGAGGAGAGCUCAAAACCCGAGCCACGAACGUUUAAGAGUGGAGACAAACGGCCUAAUCCCAGUUUUCAAACCAGUUCAGUACAGCAGAAGAGAUCAAAACCAGAGUCCAGCUCUGAGCCACCACAGAGUGAAGACACACAGCCUGAUCUCAGCCAUGCCUGUAAACCUGCUGACGUCCUCAACACAUUGAGAUCAAAUCUGAGGAAGAAGUUUGAGUGUUUGUCUGAGGGAACAGCACAGAAGGGAAACCCAACACUCCUGAAUGAGAUCUACACAGAGCUCUACAUCACAGAGAGUGAAAGUGGAGAGAUCAAUAAUGAGCAUGAGGUGAGACAGAUUGAGACACAGUCCAGGAGAGCAGAAACAGAGGACACACCGAUCAAAUGCAGUGACAUCUUUAGACCUUUACCUGGACAAGACAAACCCAUCAGAACUGUGCUGACAAAGGGAGUCGCUGGCAUUGGAAAAACAGUCUCUGUGCAGAAGUUCAUCCUGGACUGGGCUGAAGGGAAAGAGAAUCAGGACAUCCAGCUCAUAUUUCCACUUCCUUUCAGAGAGCUCAACUUGAUGAAGGACAAAACACUCAGCCUUUCAGAUUUUCUUCAUGUCUUUUUCCCUGAAACAAAAGAAAUGGAAAUAUCCAGUGGCAAAUAUAAAGUGUUGUUCAUCUUUGAUGGUCUGGAUGAGUGUCGUCUGUCUCUGGAUUUUCAGAGCGAUGUGAGGUUGUGUGAUGUGACUGAAUCAGCCUCAGUGGAUGUGCUGCUGAAGAACCUCAUUGCGGGGAAUCUGCUUCCCUCUGCUCUCAUCUGGAUCACCUCCAGACCAGCAGCAGCUGAUCUCAUCCCCUCUAAGUGUGUCCAUCGAGUGACAGAGGUACGAGGCUUCAGUGAGCCACAGAAGGAGGAAUACUUCAGGAAGCGAAUCAGUGAUCAGAGACUGGCCGACAGGAUCAUCUCACACCUGAAGUCAUCAAGGAGCCUCUUUAUUAUGUGUCAAAUCCCAGUGUUCUGCUGGAUCUCAGCCACUGUUCUAGAGAAGAUGUUGAGUGAAGCAGAGAGAGGAGAGAUUCCCAAGACUCUCACUCAAAUGUACACACACUUCCUGCUCAUUCAGACCAACAUCAAACAUGAGAAGGACUAUGAGAAGAAAGUGAAAGAUGAAGAAAUGAUAGUCAAACUGGGAAAACUGGCUUAUCAGCAGCUUGUGAAAGGAAACCUGAUCUUCUAUGAGGAAGACCUGAGAGAGUGUGGCAUUGAUGUGACAGAAGCAUCAGUGUACUCAGGAUUGUGCACUCAGAUCUUCAGAGAGGAGUUGGGCUUGUAUCAGGGGAAAGUCUUCUGCUUUGUUCAUCUGAGCAUUCAGGAACAUCUAGCAGCUCUAUAUGUGCAUCUCUCCUUUAUAAACAAGAACAUCAAUGUGUUUGACCAGAUUACCCAACCAACUAAUGGAGACAAAGUUUCACUAUCUGAUCUCCAUCAGAGAGCUGUGAAUGAAGCUUUAGACAGUAAAAAUGGGCAUCUGGACCUUUUCCUUCGUUUCCUUCUUGGUCUGUCAGUGGAGUCUAAUCAGAGUCUCUUACAAGAACUAAUGAAACAAAGAGGAAACAGUUCUUACAACAAUGAGAAAACAGUUGACUAUAUUAAAGAAAAGAUCAGUGAGAAUCCCUCUCCAGAUAAAUACAUCAAUCUGUUUCACUGUCUGAAUGAACUGGGUGAUGUUUCACUAGUGAGCGAAGCUCAACCUCGCAUGAGACAGGGAGGAUUACGUAAUCUAAAACUCUCCUCAUCUCAGUGGUCAGCUUUAGUUUUUGUGUUGAUGACCUCAGACGAGGCAAUGGAUGAGUUUAACCUGAGGAGCUUAAUCGGAGCAGAACAUGAUGAUGAUGGAUAUGUCACCCGGAAAGCAGAAAAUACAGCAGAUGAUGUUCUUCAAAAGCUGGUGCCUGUGGUUACAGCAACUAGAUCAGCUGAGUUGAGUAAGUGUGGUAUCACACACAAAGGUUGUGAUGCUCUGGCUUCAGCUCUGAAAUCAAACCCCUCACACCUGAGGCAACUGGAUCUGUCUGAGAAUAAAGUAGGAGACUCAGGAGUGAAGUCUCUCUCUGUUGUACUGGAGAAUCCUCACUGUAAAUUGGAGACUUUUAGGUUGUGGAAAUGUGGUAUUACGGAUAGAUGUUGUGAGGCUCUGGCUUCAGCUCUGGGAUCAAACCCCUCACUCCUGAUAGAACUAGUACUGUCAGAUAAUAAACUAGACAAAGGAGUGACGCUGCUCUCUGAUGGACUGAAAAAUCCUCACUGCAAACUGAAGAUUUUGAGGUUGAGUUACUGUGGUGUCACAGAUAAAGGAUGUGCUGCUCUGGCUUCAGCUCUGAGAUCAAACCCUUCACACCUGAGAGAACUGGAUCUGUCUGGGAAUAAAUUAGAAGACUCAGGAGUAAAACCGCUCUUUGAUGAACUGGGGAAUCCUGAUUGUAAAGUGGAGAUUUUGAGGUUGAUGAAGUGUGGUGUCACACAUGAAAGUUGUGCUGCUCUGGCUUCAGCUCUGAGAUUAAACCCCUCACAUCUGAGACAACUGUAUCUGGCUAUGAAUAAUCUAGGAGACUCAGGAGUGAAGCCGCUCUUUGAUGUACUGGGGAAUCCUGACUGUAAAGUGGAAAAACUGUGGUUGUUGGAUUGUGGUGUCACAGAUGAUGGUUGUGCUGCUCUGGCUUCAGCAAUGAGAUCAAACCCCUCACACCUGAGAGAACUGAAACUGUCAUAUAAUAAUCUAGGAGACACAGGAGUGAAACUGCUCUCUAAUGGAUUGGAGAAUCCACACUGUAAGCUGGAGGAACUGUGGUUGUAUAUUUGUGGUGUCACAGAUGAAGGUUGUGUUGCUCUGGCUUCAGCUCUGAGAUCAAACCCCUCACACCUGAGAAAACUGGAUCUGGCUGGGAAUAAACUAGGAGACUCAGGAAUGAAGCUGCUCUCUGAUCUGAAGGAUGAUCCACAUUAUAAACUGGAGACACUAUGGACUAGUAUUAAAUAACAGUCCGAUCUUCUCAUGAUCAUCUGAUGGUGAAUAGGGAUCCACUACAGAUACUCCCAGUCAACAGAAUUAACAGCGACUGAAGAUGCAGUGGCUUCACAUAAUUUAAGACUUUAUAUAAAUUUCAACAAUCCUGUGACAGACCUGAUGAGGUGGCAGUGAAUUACAGAUUUUCACAGAUUUACCAUUUUAUUUGUACAAACACACAGUAUAAAUUCAGAAAGGUUGGAGUUUUGUUAGAGAGUAAAUAUAGACCCUGAAUGUGUUUGUGUUGUACCAGCAGAGGGUGACAAAGACUAAUGAAUGAUUCAUUUUUCAUGAUUAUGAAAGAAAAAAAAGUGUUCAAGCUCACACAUAAUGGAAACUUAAGUGAAACUUAAUACAUUGUGUUUUUAAUAGGGCUGUCAAAAUAACUUGUUAAUGCAUGUUUUUUCACUUGUUUUUUUCCGUUUAACUUAAUUGCAUUAAAUAUUUUUAAUACAAUUAAUGCAGCAUCUGUUUUUUCUUUCAUCCUUUGGCUGGUGUUACUUUUUUUACAUUAGUAUUUGUGCAAAUGCUUUUAAACUUUAAAAUUUUGAAAUUAUUUUGAACUUUUGUAGCUUUAACCCUUAAAGACAGAGACAGCCGUCUACGUCAAAAAUAACUAUUGUUAUUAAAUGUUUAAUAACAUUUGAACCACUAAUCCAAUCUGUAUGAUUUAAAAAUCUUUAUAAUUUCACUGAGCUUUCCUGUAGCUCAGUGAUUAGAGCAUGGCACUAGCAAUGCCAAGUUCAUGGGUUCAAUCCCAGGGAUUGCAGAAAAUUACAUACUAAAAAUGUAUAGUAUAAUGCAAUGUAAGUCGCUUUGGAUAAAAGUGUCUGCCAAAUGCAUAAAUGUAAAUGUAAAAAGUCUUAAAGAGGAGAUUCCCAGCUUUUCUGAGGUAUCUCGUUUGUCUGACAUUCAACGGCUCCAUAGUGAACGUGAUUGUUUUGAUCAGCAUUGAUUUGUCAAAAAAACUUGUGUGGGUUCUUCCUCUGAGCCAAACAGGAACAAUUGUUGAUGCUUAGUCCCACCGCUGUGCCCAGAUUGGUGUGUUUAUGUAAAUACUUAUAGUUUGUUAAAGUCAUUUGCACUGUUCGUAUUUUUGUUGCACAAGACAAUUUUCACAAUUGUUUUCAUUACUUGCUUCACUGUUUGUGUUUGUUCAUGUUCAGAUUGAAUGAAUGUGUGUAUAUAUGUAUGUAUAUGUAUGUGUACAUAAAUGUAAAUAUGUAAAAA